GGGGGAUCAGUGGAGGGCUAUGGGGGAUCAGUGGAGGGCUAUGGGGGAUCAGUGGAGGGAUGCUAUGGUGGAUCAGUGGAGGGCUGCUAUGGUGGAUCAGUGGAAGGCUUUGUGGGAUGGAGGAUAAAGGGAGACACAUGUAUGCAGAGAGAGACAAGUAGGGAGCUGAGGGAGGGUCGCUCUGGGUCUGACCUGGCUACAGUGCUGGCAUAUGAAGGCAGCAUUUGGAAAUGGUUGCCUUUUCUCGGGGAUACAGGGCUUUUAAUUUAGAUGAGGAUGGUAAAACGAUGGUUGAAUUUAGAUGAAGAUAGUUUGUUUCCCAGUAGGUGGCGGUAUGUGCUGUACAGGCGUAUAAACCACCAAUACAAAAACAAAGAAGAAGAAAAUUUGAAUGUUCUGUUCGACUCUAGACCCAAUGGUGCACGACGGAUCUUAGGACCCAGAGAGUGCACAGACAGGAGCUUCUAUGGUGGUUAAGCUUGGAGUGAGUUUUUCAUGGAGGCGGCAUGUGCUGUACAGCUGUAACCCACCAAUAAAAAAACGAAGAAGAAGAAAAUUUGAAUGUUCUAUUCGACCCUAGACCCAAUGGUGCUACGGACUCUGAAUCCAGUGCCCUGGUGUUGCCUUUUGCUGUUUGCUGUCGUCAUGACGAGUGCAUGUGGUCGAGCGGAAUAUAAUACUGGAAAGGAGUGCUGCCCAAUGUGUAGUCCUGGUAAUUAUGUGAAGCGUCACUGCACUGAGGAUAGAAGUACCACAUGCCUGCCUUGCCCACCCUCGUCCUUCACUGAUAAACCUAACGGACUACUCAGAUGUUUAUCAUGUUCAAUCUGUGAUUCAAGUGCUGGUUUGAGAGUGAAGAGGGCGUGCAGCUCCACUUCAGACUCACUCUGUGAGCCUCUGGAAGGUCACUACUGUACUGACCCAAUCAAAGAUGGCUGUCGAGGAGCUGUGGAACACACAAAGUGCUCACCAGGGCAGUACAUCAACCAGACAGGUACAGCAUCCACAGAUACUGUGUGUGUGGACUGUGUAGGCGACACAUACUCAGAUGGAUCACUCACAUCCUGCAGACCACACACACGUCAUUCUUGUGUGAGCAUAGAAAUGCUCAUUUGGGAGACUGAUGGAACCAAACACAUCAGCUGUCACCACUACACCGCGACCAGCACCUCCUGUUUCUGUGUGUCCUGGGGUUUUCUGGGCCUCCUGGAGCUGUGGACUCAUGCUAAGGUGAUGGACUGUCCACCCUCCCCCAGAGAUACACAUGCUCACACUAAAGUGAAGGACUAUUGA
Messenger RNA from Clupea harengus (Atlantic herring), 1293 nucleotides. RefSeq names its product tumor necrosis factor receptor superfamily member 14-like. Gene Ontology annotation, biological process: immune response; defense response to Gram-negative bacterium; apoptotic process. The transcript is spliced from 7 exons. NCBI's taxonomy places the organism in Eukaryota, Metazoa, Chordata, Actinopteri, Clupeiformes, Clupeidae. The record is from RefSeq and is a predicted model, not a curated record. Gene Ontology annotation, cellular component: external side of plasma membrane; membrane. The coding region runs from base 562 to 1293 and encodes 243 amino acids. Gene Ontology annotation, molecular function: protein binding; transmembrane signaling receptor activity.